Molecule: messenger RNA, 1182 nt
Organism: Exophiala xenobiotica
Lineage: Eukaryota; Fungi; Ascomycota; Eurotiomycetes; Chaetothyriales; Herpotrichiellaceae
Exons: 5
Coding region: 1-1182 (393 amino acids)
Cellular component (GO): nucleus
Source: RefSeq, a predicted model, not a curated record
AUGGAUGCCAUGAAACAAGUAUCUCUACAGUCUGUCCAGGCACUGCUUGUUUUGAGUAAUCUCGACUACGGCGGUGGUCAAGCCCAUCAAUUCUGGAAUUUGAUGGCUCUGUGCAAAAGGAUGAAUACUUCCUUGGGCAUGCGAGACUUGGUGACCAACCAAGGUGACAAUUUCAACAAGCUCUCCACUGUGCCUCCUAGGAUGCUCCCUCUGCCGGACACCAUCAUCGAUCGAGAAGAACGUAUUCGUGCGUACGGGAUGACAGAGAUCUUGGACGGCGCAAGCACACUGGGUGUUGCUUGGAAUCUGGGAAUAUCACCUCCUGAGGGUACCGCAAUAUUGCCCUGCAGUGACUCGAUUUGGAAGUUCCCACAGCACAUUAUCAGUGUAUGGUCCUUUGGUGACUUCCACUUUUCAUCAGCAUUCUCCCUCUGCAUCAUUCUUGUUGCAAGUGAGCUGUGCCAUGUCCACCGCUUCUUGCAGAAGUCGGUCGACACCCGUGUACACGACCAGCGUCUGAAAUGGCAGCAAGAAUCUCAGCAGCUCGAUGAACGACUGACGGCGUGGCGGGGAGAAUUUGUGGCUGCCGUCUGCCUGAUCAAUGCCGAGUAUGUUCAGGAAGAGAGGGCCGAGUUUGACCCCAAUAUCGUGCUGACCAACUGUAUCUUGGACACAGCUGUCAUUGCACUCUUCCAGCGUCUGGCGCCAUCACCAAUAGGUAUUGACAACUACUACGAGGCAUGGCCGUAUGCAACGAAUCGAUGUCUCUAUGCCUGCGACGAUAUGACAGCAAAGAUUCGGCAAGUGCGUGACAAAGAGCUGGAGAAUAGCAGUCCUCACCUCAUAUACUCUAUGUUUGUCGCAGCGAGAUUCUACCUAGUCUAUGCCAAAACAGUGGCAGCAGAUAUACCCCGGAAUUUGCACCUGUUGGCGUAUGCUUUGAGGAUCUGCGGAGAGCGUUGGGUGCUUGCGAGACGAUAUGAGACUGUGAUUCGGACAGCAGUCGCAGAGCACCAUAUGCCUAUUGGCGUUAUGUCUUCUCUGCCAGUUCAAUUCUUUGAUCUGCAAUAUUCGACGCUCGACAUUGACGAAGCGUUGCGAAUAUGGGUGGCUAACAUAAUGCCCAGCGGAGCUUCGGGUCCAGGGAUGGGCGCGUCGGGUGAGCUGAACGGCGUUUCGUAG